UAUUUGAAAUAUGAUAAUUUGUUAAAUAUUAUAAUAUUAAUCUUUUUUUAAUUUUAAAUGUUUUUAUGUAAUGUGUUAUACUUAGGAAAAUGUUGAGAUUUGCUCACCAAUCUUCUUAGACUAGUAUUAAUUUUGUGUAUUGCAUAUUUAAAAAAGUGCUUCCAUUUUCAAUCAUGACCAUUGCAAUUUUGGGUGGUGGUCUCGCUGGUCUAAGUGCUGCAUAUUAUCUGAAAUGCGAAGGUGGAAUCAAACAGAAUCAGUCAAUAAAAAUUAUUGAAGCUGACAGUACAACAGGUGGCUGGAUCCAAUCUUGGAAGGAUCAGAAUACUAACGCUAUAAUUGAGCUUGGUCCACGAACAAUCAGAGGUGGGGGCAAAACAGCCAACAAUACAUUUAGCUUAAUAAAAGAUUUAGGUAUCGAAGAGUUAGUGCAUAAUGUAGGUAUAGAAGCUUCUGCCAGGUACAUAUAUGCUAAUGGAGGUAUUCAUCAAUUACCAAUGAGUGCCUGGAAAGCCCUGUUUUCAGUGAAUCAACCGUUUACCAAACCAUGGAUUUACUACGUGUUACGUGAAAGUUUUCAAUCAAAUAAAAAUAAUAUUAAACCAGUAGAAGUUGAAGAAAAUAAUGAUGAGAGUGCUUAUGAUUUCUUUAGUCGGACGUUUGGACAAGAAUUUGCUGACUAUUUAGUUUCACCGCUAUUAUGUGGUAUUUGUGGUGGAAAUGCCAAACAAAUCAGUGUUAAGUUUAUGUUUAAUGCCUUAUACGAAGCAGAGCGUAAACAUGGAUCCGUUGGAUUAGGAUUAUUAAAGGAAAAAAUAAUUUCUUUUUUGAAUCGAGAAAAAGUAAAAAAUUCAGAGCAGUUAAUGAAACCUCCGCCAAGUGUUUAUUAUUUAGAAGGAGGACUAAAACGUUUAAUAUAUGCAUUACAUAUAAAAAAUGAAUCUCAAGGAGUUGAUAUUAAUGUGAAUACUCAAUGUACAAAACUAAAUUUUCACAAAAAUGGUAAAGGUGCUACAAUUUUAUUAUCUAAUGGUCAACAAUUGGAAUGUUCACAUAUAAUUAGUGCAAUACCUGCGUAUAAAUUAGCUACAUUAUUACUAGAUAAUCCUCAACAUACAAUCUUAACUCAAUUAUUAGAUUCCAUACCUAUGGUAUCAAUUGUAACUGUAAAUCUAACAUUUGAUGAUCCAAAUGUAAUGGGUCCUUACAAAGGCUUUGGAGUACUGGCUUCACCACUUGAAAAAUUGUCGUUAUUGGGUAUAAUAUUUAAUAAUUAUAUCUACGGACAUAGUGAUCAUGUGGAUCUUACAGUCAUGAUGGGUGGAUAUGCAUUUGAAAAACAUUUUGUAAAUAACUCCAAAUGUUUAUCUGAAGAAGAAUUAACAGAUAUAGCAAUAAAUCAUGUCAAACGUGUUCUCAAUAUUCAAACAAUACCUAAAACAUGCAAUACACGCAUAUUACAUAAUUGCAUCCCACAAUAUACAGUUGGACACUAUGAACGGGUAGCAAAAAUUCAAAAAUAUUUAACUAAUAAGCGUUUACCAAUGACACUUGUUGGUUCAUCAUAUGCUGGAGUCAGCAUUAAUGAUGUUAUAUAUGCAUCAAUGACUGCAAUGCGAAAAUUGUGUAAGCGAUAACAAUUCAAAUUAAAUAUAUUUUUAAUUAUUUGAAUAAUAGAUAUUAAAAAUGUACUGUUUAGCAUU
This is a messenger RNA of Sipha flava (yellow sugarcane aphid), 1703 nucleotides long. It is a transcript of the gene Ppox, whose product is annotated as protoporphyrinogen oxidase. The record is from RefSeq and is a predicted model, not a curated record. Gene Ontology annotation, biological process: heme biosynthetic process. The transcript has a single exon. NCBI's taxonomy places the organism in Eukaryota, Metazoa, Arthropoda, Insecta, Hemiptera, Aphididae. Gene Ontology annotation, molecular function: protoporphyrinogen oxidase activity, oxygen as acceptor. Gene Ontology annotation, cellular component: mitochondrial inner membrane. The coding region runs from base 174 to 1637 and encodes 487 amino acids.